CAGCCGGGGCCGCAGUCGCGGCAGUCGCCACAACCCCGAAGGCCGCGUCCCGCCACCAUGGCCAAAUACCUAGCUCAGAUCAUCGUGAUGGGGGUGCAGGUGGUUGGAAGGGCCUUUGCCCGGGCACUCCGGCAGGAAUUUGCAGCCAGCCGGGCAGCAGCAGAUGCUCGUGGGCGAGCCGGUCAUCAAUCUGCAGCUGCGUCAAACCUUUCUGGACUUAGCCUUCAGGAAGCCCAGCAGAUCCUCAAUGUCUCCAAGCUGAGCAGAGAGGAGAUCCAGAAGGUGGUUCGAGCUAAGGAGCGGCUAGAUGAAGAACUCAAAAUCCAGGCCCAGGAUGAGAGUGAGAAAGGGCAGCAGCCCAAAACGUGACCACCUAGCCUCGCCUAUCUUUGCUUCAGUGUGAAUAACUUAUAGCUCGGUAAUAAAUCUCUUUUCUGCAAAAAAAAAAAAAAAAA
This is a messenger RNA of Dromiciops gliroides (monito del monte), 455 nucleotides long. RefSeq names its product mitochondrial import inner membrane translocase subunit TIM16-like. The record is from RefSeq and is a predicted model, not a curated record. NCBI's taxonomy places the organism in Eukaryota, Metazoa, Chordata, Mammalia, Microbiotheria, Microbiotheriidae. Gene Ontology annotation, biological process: protein import into mitochondrial matrix. Gene Ontology annotation, cellular component: TIM23 mitochondrial import inner membrane translocase complex. Bases 58 to 369 code for a protein of 103 amino acids. The transcript has a single exon.